Molecule: messenger RNA, 549 nt
Organism: Ooceraea biroi (clonal raider ant)
Lineage: Eukaryota; Metazoa; Arthropoda; Insecta; Hymenoptera; Formicidae
Molecular function (GO): nucleic acid binding
Source: RefSeq, a predicted model, not a curated record
AUGGCUGUUCACCAAGCGUUGAAGUAUGAUGAUUUUCAACAGAGACUUGCAUUUUGCAAUUGGAUAAGACAGCAACCACCUGAUUUUCACCUUAAAAUUUUAUUUUCUGACGAAUGUACAUUUAAAAGUGACGGAUCUACCAAUACUUGGAACUGUCGUUAUUGGUCACAAGUUAAUCCUCACUGGUUGAGAGAAAUAGAUCAUCAACAUGUGUGGAAAGUUAAUGUUUGGUGUGGCAUUAUUGGAAGUCAGAUCGUAGGUCCUAUUUUCUUUGAAGAAAAUCUAAACGCUGAUAGAUAUUCAGCUUUGAUAGAGACAGAUCUUCCUAUCUUACUAGAAAAUCUUCCUCUGCAAUUGCGCUUGGACAUGUGGUUUCAACAAGAUGGAUGCCCGUCGCAUACAUCGAGAGUUGUUCGUACAAUACUAAACGCUAUGUUUCCCAACAAAUGGAUAGGCAAAUAUGGUCCAUCAAUUAUCCACCCGAUCACCGGACCUCACCGUUUUCGAUUAUUAUUUUUGGGGAAGGAUAAAAGAUUUGGUGUACCAUGA